AUCUGAAGCUAUGCUCCCGUUGAAUAAAUUUCAGAAAAAACCACCGAAAAUAAAAAUCACAGAGAAAGUAGCCAAGAAGAGAGAAAAUAUUGAAAUAUUUUCUUGGAUCUGCAGAUUUUGCUCACGCAUUCUCCAGAAUCUGGCGAAUUCGUUCUUCGUAUUGACGAAUUUUCGAUGAAUCGUUUAGGUCAGAAAUCGGUGGUCUACCACGGAGAGUUGCGUCUGGGGGAGCUUGAUGUGAAGCAGGUCUCUUCCGCCUCCGGCAACAACGAAUUUCGCUUCCCUAACGACGAGAUUCGAAUCCACCACGUUUCUCCUGCCGGCGAGAGGUGUCCUCCGCUCGCCAUUCUCCAGACUAUCGCUUCUUUCUCCGUUCGAUGCAAGCUCGAGUCCUCCGCUCCGGUCAAACCUCCCGAGUUGAUGCGUCUUCACGCCGUCUGUUUCCAUGAAUUGAAGACUGCGGUGGUAUUGCUGGGAGAAACGGAGAUUCAUUUAGUGGCGAUGCCGAGCAAGGAGAAGAAGUUCCCUUGUUUCUGGUGUUUCUCACUCCCUUUAGGUCUCUACGAUUCCUGUUUAAGGAUGCUCAACACUCGCUGUCUCUCUAUUGUCUUUGAUCUUGACGAGACUCUCAUUGUUGCCCAUACCAUGAAGUCCUUUGAGGAUCGCAUCGAAGCUCUCAAGGUUUGGAUCUCCCGGGAGGUUGAUCCUGUCAGGAUUCAUGGAAUGUCCGCUGAGCUUAAAAGGUUUAUGGAUGAUAGGAUGCUCCUCAAGCAGUAUAUUGAUAAUGACUAUGCUUUUGAUAACGGUGUUUUGCUCAAGGCUCAGCGUGAGGAGGUCCGCCCUACUUCUGACGGCCUCGAGAAAGUUUAUAGACCUGUCAUUAGAUUGCCUGAAAAGAAUACCGUUCUUACUCGGAUCAAUCCUGAGAUCCGUGACACUAGUGUGCUUGUAAAACUUAGACCAGCGUGGGAGGAGUUAAGGAGCUAUUUGACAGCAAACACUAGGAAACGCUUUGAAGUUUAUGUUUGUACCAUGGCUGAAAGGGACUAUGCUUUGGAAAUGUGGAGAUUACUCGAUCCGGAAGCGCACCUGAUAAGCCUCAAGGAGCUUCGAGAUCGUAUUGUAUGCGUUAAACCAGAUGCCAAGAAAUCGUUGUUAAAUGUCUUCAAAGGUGGCAUAUGCCACCCUAAAAUGGCAAUGGUUAUUGAUGAUCGUGUUAAGGUUUGGGAGGACAAGGAUCAACCACGGGUUCAUGUUGUUCCUGCAUAUCUUCCAUAUUAUGCUCCACAGGCAGAGACAGCCCUUCCCGUUCCAAUUCUUUGCGUAGCAAGAAAUGUUGCAUGCAAUGUCAGAGGUUACUUUUUCAAGGAAUUUGACGAGAGUUUAAUGAGUAGUAUAUCUUUGGUUUACCAUGAAGAUGAUGUGGAAACUUUACCCCCUUCACCGGAUGUGAGCAACUAUGUCAUUAUAGAGGAUCCUGGCUUUGCCUCAAAUGGAAACAUAACUGCUCCUCCAGUUAUCGAAGGAAUGUGUGGGGGUGAAGUGGAACGCAGACUAAACCAAGCGUCUGCAGCUGAUUCUUCUACUCCUGCAACGAGUAACGCUGAGCAGAAAUCUGAAACCCCCAAGCCGCAGAUAGCAGUUAUACCAAAUAACGCUAGCACAACAACUGCAGCAGCAUUGUUACCUUCUCAUAAACCUAGUUUGCUUGGAGCUCCUAAACGAGAUGGCUUCACUUUUUCUGAUGGUGGAAGACCUCUUAUGAUGAGGCCUGGUGUUGAUAUAAGAAACCAGAACUUCAAUCAGCCUCCUCUUCUGUCUCGAAUUCCUAUGCAACCACCUUCGUCUUCUAUGCAUCCUCAGGGUGGUUGGUUGGUAGAUGACGAGAACCGAGCUCCUUUUCCUGGUCGACCUGCAGGAGGUUAUUCAAAUCAGCUUCCUCAUGGUAUACAAGGUUCUGCUCCUGUCACCAACCCAUCCCACUUGAGGAGCGAAGAGUUAUGUGUGGAUGAUGACCUCAAAAGGCAAAAUGCUUCACGUCAACCAACAGAAGGGGGAAUCCCCCAGAGUCAACUGGUGUCAAAUGGUGGAGAACAUCAUGCAGAUAGUGGAAAGAGUAAUGGUGGGCAGUCUCACUUAUUUGUGAGUGCACUGCAGGAAAUUGGAAGAAGAUGCGGUUCAAAGGUGGAGUUUAGGACUGUGAUGAGUACCAACAGAGAGUUACAGUUUUCAGUUGAGGUUUUGUUCACGGGGGAGAAGAUUGGCAUUGGGAUGGCAAAAACUAAAAAGGAAGCACAUCAACAAGCGGCUGAGAAUGCUCUUCGGAGCUUGGCUGAAAAAUAUGUUGCUUAUGUCUCACCUAUUGCUGGAGAAACAGAGAAAGGUUCCAAAAAUGAAAAUGGGUUUUUGUGGGAAAACAAUGAAGCUGUAGGGAACGAAGGGCUUGAAGAAGAAGAAGCCACCUGAAGAAAACAUUUCUGAGUUGUCAGUUUUCUCUGCAAUGGGGAAAUUUAGGUGAUGGUCUUAACAACAACUACGGAGAAAUAUGUGGGGGAAGAAGAAGUGUAAGUUAAAUAUUCCUUAACCAAAUGGAAAGAGCUAUAUAGAUCAGUGGUUUCUUUCCUUUUUAUCACACUAUUUUCUGUUAAAAAAAGUUCCAAAUAAGGGUGUUAUAUCAUGUUAGAUAUAAUCAUUUCCCCAUAGUAGCAUCUGGUCUUUGCACAAACUAUUUGUAUAGUUGAUUAUAUAAUGCGUCUUUUUUGCUGAUGUUGAACUAA
This is a messenger RNA of Brassica rapa (field mustard), 2777 nucleotides long. RefSeq names its product RNA polymerase II C-terminal domain phosphatase-like 2. Gene Ontology annotation, molecular function: RNA polymerase II CTD heptapeptide repeat phosphatase activity. NCBI's taxonomy places the organism in Eukaryota, Viridiplantae, Streptophyta, Magnoliopsida, Brassicales, Brassicaceae. The record is from RefSeq and is a predicted model, not a curated record.